AUGGAAGAGUCAUGGUCGUCGGGCGGGGCGCCGCUGCUGCGCACCAGGUCGCUGCCGCUGGUGCUGGAGGCGGCGAGCGGUGCGCCCGCGCGCCAACCCAAGCUCGACCCGCGGCAGCUGCUCACGCUGACGCGCCACUACUACCCCGAGGGCGGCUGGGGCUGGGGCGUCGCGGCGGCGGCCACGCUCGUCCAGCUCCUAGCGCACGGGCUGCACCAAGCCGCCGCCGUGCUCGCCGUGGAGGCGGUGCACCGCUUCGGGCCCGAGGUCCGAAUGCAAGCAGGUUGCUUGGGGGCGCUGUCGGUGGGGGUUGCAUUAGCCCUGUCUCCGGUGACGGUAGCCCUAUGCGUGCGCAAGUCGACGCGCGUCACGGCCGUGGUGGGUGGUUUAGUUGCCGCGCUGGGCUGCCUGUUCACGUCCUUCGCCACGCAGUUCCACCAGCUUUUCUUCAGCUACGGGACCGUGGUCGGUGUUGGUGUCGGUCUGACGAGGGACUGCUCCACGCUGAUGGUAGCUCAGUACUUCAAGCGGCGUCGCGAACUGGUCGAGAUAUUCAUCGUGAGUGGCAGCGGCCUCGGCAUAGCGGUAAUGUCCACCUUCAUCAAAGGCGCCAUCAGAGCUAUCGGAUGGCGACUCGGAUUGCAGGCAGUCACGGGAGUAGUCUUUGUAACUUUCAUACUAGGCACGUUCUACCGCUCCGCUUCCCUAUACCAUCCCCAACGUCGUGCCAUUCUACAUCUUAAGAAUCAAAACAAGAUCAAGAGGAAAAUGAAGGACAAGAACAAAUCGGACGACCGGCAACCCUUCUUCGACUUCUCCACGCUGCGAUCGAAAACCGUCAGGAUCCUAUUAAUGUCUACCGGCAUAUCUGCUUUUGGAAUCAACACACCGAUAUUUUACCUGGCAUACCACGCGGAAGAAGAAGGGCUGGGCGACACUGCGGGACUCUUGCAAGCGUACUUGGGGCUGGCUUGGGCGGUGGGUUGCGCUGCCUUCGGGCUGCUGGUGAGGCAGAACUCGGCUGAGUGCCGCAUCGCCCGCCAGUACCUCACUCAGGCGGCCGUUUUCGUCUGCGCGCUGGCGACCAUGGCCCUCACGGCGGUCGAAGGGUCGUACAGCGGCUACGUCAUGUUCGCCUGGGUCUAUGGUAUAUUUUGCGGUGGUUACCAUUACUCUUUGAAAAUGUAUACGUACGAGAGGGUACGUUCUCGGAACUUUGCGAGAACUUGGGGUUUCGUGCAGUGCUCGCAGGCUGUGCCUAUAGCCAUCGGAGUACCCCUCUCAGGGUACAUUAACGUGGGCUGCGGUGGUAAAGCGGGGUAUUACUUCAGCUCUACGUGCUCGCUGAUCGGCUCGCUGUCGCUCUUCUGCAUUGACCUGCAUCGACGCAGCGUCGCGCAUAAACACACCAAAGAAAAUGGCGGCACCGCCACAUGUGAAUCCGCUUGCGGCCAAUCACGACGCAGCCGCAGCCGGGAGCGGGAGCCACGGGCUGCCGCAGGUGCUGCCACCGCUUUAGUUCUAGGAGCAGAGUUGGUGGCACCUGGGAGGGCUGGCCGCGACCUCUUGCUGGACGGCAUCGGUCCUGGCAGUCUGGGUUCCCCACCGCCCAAAAUACCGCCAGAGCUCACAUGUAUCAGUGAGGAAGGAGGUCUAGAUCUAGAUCUGGAUUUAGACAUACCAGAACACCUACUGGAGGAUUUGGAUUGCGGUGGUGAUUGUAUCACCAGUUGUAACAAGGUGGAGAACUAUCUCAUGCUGAGCGAGUAUGAGAACAAUUUAAUAGCGGAGCUGCCCAAUUUGAACGAGCGUCGUGGUAGGCGGUGGUCGAUCGUGGUCGGCAACUCCAACUCUCCACAGGCAUCCACCGUCCAAGAGAACCAGUCCACGCCCGAACACCGCAAGAACUCCAUCAAAUGGAAGAAAAAGUGCCAUAACACCAACAACAGACUGAUAACAGUGAUAAACGAGGCGUCGUUA
Molecule: messenger RNA, 1980 nt
Organism: Iphiclides podalirius (scarce swallowtail)
Lineage: Eukaryota; Metazoa; Arthropoda; Insecta; Lepidoptera; Papilionidae
Source: the annotation of a GenBank genome assembly